Molecule: messenger RNA, 1816 nt
Organism: Jatropha curcas
Lineage: Eukaryota; Viridiplantae; Streptophyta; Magnoliopsida; Malpighiales; Euphorbiaceae
Product: hexose carrier protein HEX6
Biological process (GO): monosaccharide transmembrane transport
Cellular component (GO): membrane
Molecular function (GO): monosaccharide transmembrane transporter activity
Source: RefSeq, a predicted model, not a curated record
UCUACUUUAUCAGUCAAGAAAAACUGCUCUGUCUAUUAUUUAUUACAUCUAUUGUUCAUCCAAGCUUCAAAGCCCUUGACUUUCUCUCUUGUAAACACUGGUGAGUUAACUUGGAAUUCGAGAGUUUAGCCAUGGCCGGGGAAUUGAGCUUAACAAGUGAAGGCAGCCAAUACAAUGGCAGAAUGACAUCUUUUGUUGUUCUAUCUUGUAUGAUGGCUGCCAUGGGAGGAGUCAUUUUUGGUUAUGAUGUUGGAAUUUCUGGUGGUGUCACAUCUAUGGAACCAUUCCUCAAGAAAUUCUUCCCAGACGUGUACAAAAAGAUGAAAGAAGACACAAAGAUUAGCAAUUACUGUAAAUUUGAUAGUCAACUGCUGACCUCCUUCACGUCCUCACUAUAUGUUGCUGGUCUUGUUGCUUCCUUCUUCGCGUCAUGGGUCACAAGAGCAUUUGGGCGGAAAUCAUCAAUUCUUUUAGCAGGUGCUGCAUUCCUUGCCGGCUCAGCCCUUGGUGGUGCUGCUUUUAAUGUUUAUAUGUUGAUAUUUGGCCGUAUCUUGCUCGGAAUUGGUCUCGGUUUUGCUAAUCAGUCAGUGCCACUUUAUCUUUCUGAAAUGGCACCACCAAGAUAUAGGGGCGCAAUCAACAAUGGCUUCCAAUUUUGUGUUGGCAUUGGAAUACUGUCUGCUAAUCUCGUAAACUAUGGGACUGAAAAGAUAGAAGGCGGUUGGGGAUGGAGAAUUUCCCUGGCUCUGGCCGCAGUUCCAGCUACAAUUCUAACAAUAGGGGCACUUUUCCUCCCAGAGACACCGAACAGCUUGAUUCAGCGCACUAACGACCAUGAAAGAGCUAAACUUAUGCUGCAACGUGUUCGAGGCACCAAUGACGUCCAAGCAGAACUUGAUGAUCUAAUCAAAGCUAGCUCUAUCUCAAAAACUAUUGAACACCCAUUCAAGAAUAUCAUGCAAAGAAAGUACAGGCCUCAACUAGUAAUGGCAAUAACCAUACCAUUUUUUCAACAAGUAACAGGCAUUAACGUUGUUGCAUUUUAUGCUCCAGUACUUUUCAGGACAAUUGGAUUAGGGGAAAGUGCUUCGCUUAUGUCUUCAGUUGCAACAGGAGGUGUGGGUAGUUUAUCAACCUUUAUAUCAAUGCUUGUAGUUGACAAACUUGGAAGAAGAGCACUGUUUCUAUUUGGGGGUGUACAAAUGUUCGCGUCACAAAUUAUCGUUGGAGGUAUCAUGGCAGCUGAAUUAGGUGAUCGUGGCGGUAUAGGCAAAGGGUAUGCUUAUAUAGUUUUGAUUUUGAUCUGUAUUUAUGUGGCUGGAUUUGCAUUCUCAUGGGGUCCUCUUGGCUGGUUAGUUCCUAGUGAGAUUUUUCCGCUUGAGAUUCGAUCAGCAGGGCAAAGUAUUGUAGUGGCAGUGAACUUUCUUUUAAUUUUCAUUACUGCACAAACUUUUCUGUCGGUGCUUUGCCACUUCAAGUCCGGAACUUUCUUCUUUUUUGGAGGAUGGGUUGUUGUGAUGACUAUUUUCGUGCACUUGUUUUUGCCGGAGACGAAAAAUAUACCACUUGAGAAAAUGGAAAUAGUGUGGAGGGAGCACUGGUUCUGGAAGAGAAUUGUGGGGGAAACUGUCGAGGAAAGUAAUAAAAUUGAAGCAGCUUGAAAUUGAUACAAUUAGUUACGUUUUCAAACUUUGUUGUUGUACAAUUUCAUUUUAGUCCUUUACCAGAAAAUAGUAAUUUACUUAUGUUUCCGUUAGCUGAAGAAAGCAAGACAUUGUAGUACUAAUUUAAAUGGAAUAUUGAACAAUUUAUUACA